This is a messenger RNA of Aspergillus alliaceus, 507 nucleotides long. RefSeq names its product cytochrome P450. The record is from RefSeq and is a predicted model, not a curated record. NCBI's taxonomy places the organism in Eukaryota, Fungi, Ascomycota, Eurotiomycetes, Eurotiales, Aspergillaceae. Bases 1 to 507 code for a protein of 168 amino acids. The transcript has 2 exons. Gene Ontology annotation, molecular function: oxidoreductase activity, acting on paired donors, with incorporation or reduction of molecular oxygen; iron ion binding; monooxygenase activity.
AUGGAGAAGAGCUCGGGCAGUAAAAUAUCUACUCAGCUGGUUUCCUGGUUGCGACUGGCAGAAAAAGACAAAGCGUACAAGAAAAGGGCGAAGGCGAUGACGGAUAUCCUGUACGCAUUUGUUGAACAACAACUUGCGCGGCAGAAGCAUAUACCCUCGUAUGUAUCGAGACUUCCGAAGCGAGACCAGGUGGAACCGGGCUCGGAGGAGAAAUUGGUGGCGAAGGGGCCCGCCCAAUCUAUCUACGGUGGAGGAGCUGAAACGAAGAAGGCACAGGAGGAAAUCGACCGCGUUGUGGGAACCGAUCGUCUACCGGAUAUAUCCGAUUGUAACAAAAUCCCAUAUAUCAAUGUGGUGGUGAAGGAGGUCCUCCGAUGGCACUCAGUUACUCCUAUGGGGGUGGCCCAUGCGUCAAGUAAGGAAGAUAUAUACCACAGCUACCUUAUUCCUAAGGAGGCGAUCUUGGUCCCCAAUAGCUUCAUUCGACCUGAGUAUUCAGGUCCGUAG